Molecule: messenger RNA, 2413 nt
Organism: Fragaria vesca subsp. vesca
Lineage: Eukaryota; Viridiplantae; Streptophyta; Magnoliopsida; Rosales; Rosaceae
Product: ABC transporter B family member 26, chloroplastic-like
Exons: 18
Coding region: 56-2176 (706 amino acids)
Biological process (GO): transmembrane transport
Cellular component (GO): membrane
Molecular function (GO): ATP binding; ATP hydrolysis activity; ABC-type transporter activity
Source: RefSeq, a predicted model, not a curated record
ACUAUUUCACAAAUAUUUUCACCUCCAAAAAACGCCGUAGUCAAAUCUUCAUCCAAUGCAUCUCUCUCUUUCCACUAUGGCUCAGCCCCUCUGCAAUCUCCAACCUCCAUUUCUCUCUUCCCUCCACCCCAAACACCACCACAAGCUUCUCCAUUUCACCUCCACCGCCAGAACCAACCACCGCCGAGUCUCUCUCUCCUUUCAUUUCUCUAAUCCCCGACGCCCUCGAUUCUCGCCGCUGAAAUCGGCCUCCGUCAACGGCUAUGCGUCGGAGGAGUAUGCAAAGAAAGACCACGGCGCCGAAGAAACCGAGGUCGAGUUGUUCGAGCGGCUCCGGCGGCUGUUCGGUUUUCUCCGGUCGAUUCUCCCCGGCGGUGCUUGGUGGAGCUUCUCCGAUGACGCCGACGUUAGAAUCUUCGCGGAGCCGGUGACUGUGACGCGCGCUCUUACUCGGAUGUGGGGCCUGGUUUCUCAGGACCGUUGGGUUAUCUUCGCCGCUUUUUCCGCCCUGAUCGUCGCCGCGCUAUCGGAGAUAUCGAUACCGCAUUACUUGACGGCGUCAAUAUUCUCGGCGCAGAGCGGCGAAGUGGCCGUGUUCCGGCACAAUGUGAAGCUGCUGGUGACUCUCUGUGUUGUUUCUGGAAUUUGCAGUGGUUUGCGAGGAUGCUGUUUUGGCAUUGCGAAUAUGAUUCUUGUCAAGCGCAUGAGGGAAACACUAUACUCUUCACUUCUUGUUCAGGAUAUUUUCUUUUUUGACACUGAAACAGUUGGUGAUUUGACAAGUAGGCUUGGGGCAGAUUGUCAGCAAGUAUCAAGAGUUAUUGGAAAUGAUCUGAAUUUCAUAAUGCGGAAUGUUCUUCAGGGAGUAGGUGCAAUGAUCUACUUGUUAGUUUUAUCACGUCCCCUUGGUUUAUCUGUAUUGGUGAUAUGUUCUACUCUAGCAGCAAUUAUGCUGGUUUAUGGCCGGUACCAGAAGAAGGCAGCAAAACUAACUCAGGAGUUUACUGCUUCUGCCAAUGAGGUUGCACAAGAGACAUUCUCUUUGGUGAGAACUGUCCGUGUUUAUGGAACAGAAAAACAAGAACUUGGAAGGUACAAACUGUGGUUAGAUAAAUUAGCUGAUAUAAGCAUACGACAAAGUGCUGCAUAUGGUUUUUGGAACUUGAGCUUCAAUGCUCUUUACCACUCAACCCAGGUCAUUGCCGUGCUGCUUGGAGGGAUGUCUAUUCUAUCUGGUCAUAUUACAGCGGAGAAACUAACGAAGUUUAUAUUGUAUAGUGAGUGGUUAAUUUAUGCAACAUGGUGGGUGGGUGACAAUUUAUCCAAUCUGAUGCAAUCUGUUGGGGCAAGUGAAAAAGUCUUCCAAUUAAUGGAUCUCAUGCCCAGUGACCAAUUUAUAUCAAAAGGAUCAAAGUUGCAAAAUCUGGUUGGAAAUGUUGAGUUUGUAAACACUUCUUUCUAUUAUCCAUCAAGGCCAACGGUACCUGUACUGCAAAAUAUCAGCUUGUCCGUGAAACCUAAUGAAGUGGUUGCUAUUGUUGGCCUUAGUGGUAGUGGAAAGAGCACACUCGUGAAUCUUUUGCUCCGUCUCUAUGAGCCAACAAAUGGUCAGAUUUUGAUUGAUGGCUGUCCUCUACAAGAGUUGGACAUCAUGUGGUGGAGGGAAAGAAUUGGAUUUGUUGGACAGGAACCCAAACUGUUCCACACAGACAUUAGUUCAAACAUUAGAUAUGGAUGCAACAGAAAUAUAGGGCAGGAGGAUGUUGAAUGGGCUGCCAAGCAGGCAUAUGCACAUGAUUUCAUUUCAUCACUCCCCAAUGGUUAUCAAACAAUUGUUGAUGAUGAUUUACUCAGUGGGGGGCAAAAGCAAAGAAUUGCCAUUGCUAGGGCCAUUCUUAGGGAUCCAACCAUCUUGAUCCUUGAUGAAGCAACUAGUGCGCUGGAUGCAGAGAGUGAACACAAUAUCAGGGGUGUUCUUCGUUCUGUCAGAAGAGACAAGACAACUAGAAGAAGUGUCAUAAUAAUUGCGCACAGGCUUUCUACCAUACAAGCUGCUGACAGGAUAGUGGUCAUGGAUAGUGGUAGAAUUGUUGAGACUGGCAGUCACAGUGAGCUGCUCGUUAAGGACGGCCUCUAUGCCCGACUAACUAGAAGACAAGCUGAUGCAGUGUCAUGAUCUUUCACUUUUGGUUUCUCAAUUUCUGAUGAAUGCGGUAUGGACUCUGGAGGUCCAAGCAACUUUCUUACAACCAACACAUAAUUCGAAAAGUAAAAACUCACAGCAGGUACAACUGCGAAGGAAGUUCUACAACAGCGUUGAAGGUGUUAUAUUGAUGCCAAUCAUGCCUUCUCCAUCUCCAUCUACAUACUAAUGUCAUGCUGCUUUGGACAGAAUCUGCGGCAUCGUUCUCCC